AUGCUUUCGCGAGCCGCACGCCAUCCUCAGAUUAUAUUCUCGGCUAUACGAAAUGUAGCGAGCAUCAGUUCCCAGGAGCCCGCAGGGCCAUCCAUGAAAACCAAGAUACCAGGACCAGCAUCUAAUGCGAUCAAACAAAAAAUGGAUCCACUACAUCAAACAACAUCUGUUCGAAUGUUCGUCGAUUUCGAGAAAUCAUUCGGAAAUUACUUGAUUGACGCUGACGGAAACACCCUACUGGACGUGUACACCCAAAUCUCCUCUUUACCACUUGGAUACAAUCAUCCGGACUUGGUGAAAGCUGCUUCGGAUCCGAACUUUAUUACUUCGUUAGUUUCACGACCGGCGCUCGGUUCUUUUCCACGAAAUGAUUUCCCGGACGGGAUUCAUGCAGCGCUCACUUCAAUUGCACCAAAGGGAUUGAAGGCCGUACAAACAAUGCUCUGCGGAACGUCCGCCAAUGAGAACGCUAUUAAAACUGCUUUUAUCUGGUACAUGACAAAUCGUCGUGGAGGCAACCCACCCGAUAAGGAAGCACUUGACAGUUGUAUGGUACAAAACCAGCCAGGAACACCUAAACUGUCUGUUCUUGGCUUCCAAGGAGCUUUCCAUGGUCGAUCUCUUUGCAUGCUCUCUGUCACUCGCAGCAAAGCGAUUCACAAGGUAGACAUCCCGGCAUUCGAUUGGCCAAUCGCUAAAUAUCCUCGUUAUAAAUAUCCGCUUGCUGACAAUAAAGCUUAUAAUGACGCACAAGACAAGGAAUGUCUACAGGAUGUGAGAGAAAAGAUCGCAGAAUGGAAGAAAAAAAAUCAUGACGUAGCGGCUGUGAUUGUGGAGCCGAUCCAGGCAGAAGGUGGCGACAACUAUGGCAGCCCAGCGUUCUUCAAGGAAUUACAAAAAAUCACAAAAGAGAAUGGAAUUUGUUUAAUUGUUGACGAGGUACAAACUGGUGGCGGCGGUACUGGUGAUAUUUGGGCGCAUUCGCACUGGAAUCUACCUUCACCGCCGGAUAUUGUGACGUUCUCGAAGAAACUCAUUACCGGUGGCUACUUCUAUGGAGAACAUAUGCGUGUCAAGGAGGCUUACCGUAUCUACAACACCUGGAUGGGUGAUCCAACGAAACUAUUUCUUCUUAAGAAAGUAGUGGAAGUGAUUAAGAGGGAUAAUCUGGUGGAGAAAACAAAGGAAGUUGGGAAAUUUUUCCAGAAGGAGCUGGGACAACUACAGGCUGCACAUUCCUCGAAACUGUCACAGGCUCGCGGUUUAGGAACAUUCGCAGCGAUCGACUUCCCUACCGCAGCUGUCAGGGACCAAUUUGUGGAGAAGGCAAUCAAUCUGGGUUUACAUUGCGGUGGUUGCGGUGAUAAAUCACUUCGUUUCCGACCGGCAUUGAUAUAUGAAACGAAACACGCUGAACUAACUUUUGAUUUAUUGGAAAAAGCUGUCAAACAGAUUUAA
Necator americanus (New World hookworm) is the source of this 1458-nucleotide messenger RNA. RefSeq lists its product as uncharacterized. Bases 1 to 1458 code for a protein of 485 amino acids. Gene Ontology annotation, molecular function: pyridoxal phosphate binding. Gene Ontology annotation, biological process: GABA catabolic process. The record is from RefSeq and is a predicted model, not a curated record. Gene Ontology annotation, cellular component: mitochondrion. The transcript has 14 exons. Lineage: Eukaryota; Metazoa; Nematoda; Chromadorea; Rhabditida; Ancylostomatidae.